Molecule: messenger RNA, 711 nt
Organism: Penicillium angulare
Lineage: Eukaryota; Fungi; Ascomycota; Eurotiomycetes; Eurotiales; Aspergillaceae
Exons: 2
Coding region: 1-711 (236 amino acids)
Source: RefSeq, a predicted model, not a curated record
AUGGCGCCUAUUCGUCGCUAUCUGCGCAUCACCAAAUACUCCGUGUUGGAAUGUCGAAUCUACCUUGAUAAUCCAUCAGACAGUCGCUGGCUUCUGAACGCUCAAGAUCCGGUUCUCCCACGCGUGUUCGAGGUAAUUCGCCCGCUGGUACUACCGAAGCUACGGGAAGAAAACGAGCGACGCUGGUUCCGAAAGAAGGGCAAGGCAACCAAGGAUGUUAUCGCUGAGGAUGACUUCGAAGUCGGCAUUUUCCUCCGCGAAACACGCAGUCGCCAUUCGGUCCUAACGCGGCAGAAAACCUUCAAUCAACCAGGCAAAAAGGAAGAUACAGAAGACUCAAAGGAGCUACAGGGCGAUCCGUUUGAAUCUGCAGGUGGAGAAAUCAUAAUUCAAAGCGACAGCGAUCAAGAAGUCGACUUACACAACAUUCCCGAAGCGACCGAGGGCGAAGCUACAUCGGACAACAAUAAAACAACCCGAAGGAGAAAAGGAAAAGCACCUGCAGAUGAAACAUCCAACGAAGACACGGGAGAUGAGAAAAAGCUUGGAUUCAGCACCCACUAUGAAAGCUUCAGUAUCUCAGGAUGGGUGCUAUGCCUACUCAUCUCACGCAAGGACGGGCGACCAAAGGCGACCGUUACGCCAGCUGAGGCAAAGCAACCCCUGAUGGAGCAAUGGAUCUCAACACAAGCCCAAGCCGGCGAGGACUAA